Messenger RNA from Solanum verrucosum, 2973 nucleotides. RefSeq names its product putative disease resistance protein RGA1. Gene Ontology annotation, biological process: defense response to other organism. The record is from RefSeq and is a predicted model, not a curated record. The transcript has 3 exons. Gene Ontology annotation, molecular function: ADP binding. The coding region runs from base 1 to 2973 and encodes 990 amino acids. Lineage: Eukaryota; Viridiplantae; Streptophyta; Magnoliopsida; Solanales; Solanaceae.
AUGGCUGAAACUUUCCUUCAAGUUGUGCUAGACAAUCUCACUUCUUUCCUCAAAGGGGAACUUGUAUUGCUUUUUGGUUUUCAAAAUGAGUUCCAAAAGCUUUCAAGCAUCUUUUCUACAAUCCAAUCCGUCCUUGAAGAUGCUCAGGAGAAGCAAUUCAACGACAAGCCACUUGAAAAUUGGUUGCAAAAACUCAACGCUGCUACAUAUGAAGUCGAUGACAUCUUGGAUGAAUAUAAAACUAAGGCCACACGAUUCUCCCAGUCUGCAUAUGGCCGUUAUCAUCCAAAGGUUAUCCCUUUCCGUCACAAGGUUGGGAAAAGGAUGGACCAAGUGAUGCAAAGACUAAAUGCAAUUGCUGAGGAAAGAAAGAAUUUUCAUUUGCACGAAAAUAUUAUAGCGAGACAAUCUGUUAGACGGGAAACAGGUUCUGUAUUAAUUGAACCACAAGUUUAUGGAAGGGACAAAGAGGAAAAUGAGAUAGUGAAAAUCCUCAUAAACAAUGUUCGUGAUUCCCAAAAAAUUUCAGUCCUCCCAAUACUUGGUAUGGGAGGACUAGGAAAGACGACUCUUGCCCAAAUGGUCUUCAAUGAUCAGAGAGUAACUGAGCAUUUCUAUCCCAAAAUAUGGAUUUGUGUCUCGGAUGAUUUUGAUGAGAAGAGGUUGAUAAAGGCAAUUGUAGAAUCUAUUGAAGGAAAGUCACACAGUGACAUGGACUUGGAUCCACUUCAAAAGAAGCUUCAGGAGCUGCUGAAUGGAAAACGAUACUUGCUUGUCUUAGAUGAUGUUUGGAAUGAUGAUCAACAGAAGUGGGAUAAUUUAAGAGCAGUCUUGAAGGUUGGAGCAAGUGGCGCUUCUGUUCUAAUCACUACUCGUCUCGAAAAGGUUGGAUCAAUUAUGGGAACAUUGCAACCAUAUGAAUUGUCACAUCUGUCUCAAGAAGAUUGUUCAUUGUUGUUCAUGCAACGUGCAUUUGGACACCAAGAAGAAAUAAAUCCCAACUUCGUGUCUAUGGGAAAGGAGAUUGUGAAAAAAUGUGGUGGUGUGCCUCUAGCAGCCAAGACUCUUGGAGGUCUUUUGCGCUUCGAGAGAAAAGAAAGAGAAUGGGAACAUGUAAGGGAUAGUGAGAUUUGGAAUUUGCCUCAACAUGAAAGUACUAUUUUGCCUGUCCUCAGGCUGAGUUAUCAUCACCUUCCACUUGAUUUGAGACAAUGCUUUGCAUAUUGUGCAGUAUUCCCAAAGGACACCAAAAUGGAAAAAGAAAAGCUAAUCUCUCUCUGGAUGGCACACGGUUUUCUUUUAUCAAAAGGAAAGGAGUUAGAGGAUGAUGGUAAUGAAGUAUGGAACAAAUUAUGCUUGAGGUCUGUCUUCCAAGAGAUUGAAGUUAAAUCUGGUAAAACUUAUUUCAAGAUGCAUGAUCUCACCCAUGAUUUGGCUACAUCUCUGUUUUCUGCAAGCACAUCAAGCAGCAAUAUCCGAGAAAUAAAUGUAGAAAGUUACUCACAUAUGAUGUCCAUUGGUUUCGCUGAAUUGGUGUCUUCUUACUCUCCUUCUCUCUUGCAAAAGUUUGUCUCGUUGAGGGUGCUUAAUCUGAGUGACUUGGGACUCAAGCAGUUACCGUCUUCCAUUGGAGAUCUAGUACAUUUAAGAUACUUGAACCUGUCUGGCAAUUGGAAUAUGCGUAGUCUUCCAAAGGAGCUAUGCAAGCUUCAAAAUCUGCAGACUCUUGAUCUAUAUAAUUUCCAGUCACUUUGUUGUUUGCCAAAACAAACAAGUCAACUUGGUAGUCUCCGAAAUCUUUUACUUGAGAAUUGCUAUAGAUUGACUUUUAUGCCACCAAGGUUUGGAUCUUUGACAUGCCUGAAGACUCUAGAUUUCUUUGCUGUGGGUGAGAAGGAAGGUUUUCAACUUGUUGAACUACGAAACCCGAAUCUCUAUGGCAAAAUUAAAAUUACACAUCUUGAGAGAGUGAAGAAGGAUACGGAGGCAAAAGAAGCCAACUUAUCUGGAAAAAUGAAUCUGCAUUCUUUAAGCAUGAGUUGGGAUGAUGAUGAACCACAUAGAGAUGAAUCAGAAGAAGUUAAAGUGCUUGAAGCCCUCAAACCACACCCCAAUCUGAAAUCUUUAGAAAUCAUUGGCUUCAGAGGAUUCCGUCUCCCAGAGUGGAUGAAUCACUCAGUUUUGAGAAAUGUUGUCUCUAUUACAAUUAGAGGAUGUGAAAACUGCUCUUUCUUACCACCCUUUGGUGAGCUGCCUUGUCUAGAAAGUCUAGUGUUACACAAGGGGUCUGCGGAGGUGGAGUAUGUUGAAGAAGAGGAUAUUGAUGUUGAUUCUGGAUUCCCCACAAGAAUAAGGUUUCCAUCUCUGAGAGAACUUUGUUUAUUCAAUUUUCGUAAUCUGAAAGGAUUGCUGAAAAAGGAAGGAGAAGAGCAAUUUCAUGUGCUUGAAGAGAUAUCGAUUUACUGGUGCCCUGUGUUUGUUUUUCCAACCCUUUCUUCUGUCAAAGGAUUGAAAGUUAAUGGGGACGAGGUAGAUGCAGCAAGUUUCAUGUCCAUAUCUAAUCUUAGCACACUUACUUCCCUCUGCAUUAGCAGUAACAAAUCUACUUCGCUCCCAGAAGAGAUGUUCAAAAGCCUUGCAGAUCUCAAGUACUUGACUAUCUCUUUCUUUAUGAAUCUGAAAGAGCUGCCUACCAGCCUUGGUUGUCUCAGUGCUUUGAAGUGUCUGCAAAUUCAAUGUUGUGACGCACUAGAGAAAUUCCCCGAGGAAGGGAUGAAAGGAUUAACUUCACUAACAGAGUUAUCUGUUUAUUGCUGUAAGACACUAAAAUGUUUACCCGAGGGAUUGCAGAACCUAAAAGCCCUGACAAGAUUGAAAAUUAGUGACUGUCCAGAAGUGGAAAAGCGGUGUGAGAAGGGUAUAGGAGAAGACUGGCACAAAAUUGCUCGCAUUCCGUAUCUGUAUAUUAGUUAG